Protopolystoma xenopodis is the source of this 210-nucleotide messenger RNA. NCBI's taxonomy places the organism in Eukaryota, Metazoa, Platyhelminthes, Monogenea, Polystomatidea, Polystomatidae. The record is from the annotation of a GenBank genome assembly.
AAAGGUUUUAAACUACCUGAAAAGCCACCUGAUCCAGGAGCAUUUGAUUCUACAGAAAUAAAUGAGACGGCUCAUUUAACGGAAAUGGACGAAUAUCUUGAAUUGCUUUAUGAAAAUAUACCCGAAAAGCUUAGAGCCUCAGCGCUUAUUCUUCAAUUAGCUCGUAAUCCAGACAAUCUAGAAGAACUAUUUCAAAAUGGUUUGAACUAA